This is a messenger RNA of Microstroma glucosiphilum, 617 nucleotides long. RefSeq lists its product as hypothetical. The record is from RefSeq and is a predicted model, not a curated record. The transcript is spliced from 2 exons. Bases 93 to 488 code for a protein of 131 amino acids. Lineage: Eukaryota; Fungi; Basidiomycota; Exobasidiomycetes; Microstromatales; Microstromataceae.
GGGAGUUAAAUAGGGUGCAUGCGACCGCUAUCUACUCGUACGGCCUCCUACAUUAUCAUCAUCAUCAUCAGUACGCUCGUCUCCUUAUCAAGAUGGUUUCGAAGACUUCCCCUCACCCAAAGAAGGCAGACGAGGACGAGAAGGCUGCUUCCCUGUCCCGCUACAUCAAGUUCCUCUCUCAAGCCGAUACUACCCUGCUGUCAAAGGCCGGCGAAGUAGCUCGACAACGACGCGGCAAGACGUCUGCGGAUGAAUAUGGUUUGGACGCUGCCAAGAGGCCGGGAGUACCCCACGAUACAGAACCCGCUCGUGUGGUCAAGGAGCGUGGUCCUCGCUCGUGGCCAUUCCUACUCUCACCAGACGGCAGGAAGUCACCGCUGCUGAUCUGGGCCGUCGAGCUUCGAGAGGGAGAGAGCGAGCCAACAUCGACUGUAGCGGAUAGUACUGGGCAUCAUCGUCGUGGAGAGAAGGAAGCUGGAGAGGAGUAGGAGAAGAGGGGCGUCAGAAAGGCUCUGCUGGAGAUCGUGACCGAUGUAUCGUCUGUCUUCCUUUGUGAGGGGCAAGCCCAACAAUUGAAAGAGAACUUUGCCUACUGAUGCCGCUGCGAAAGUCGAUUU